Pseudo-nitzschia multistriata is the source of this 3286-nucleotide messenger RNA. The record is from the annotation of a GenBank genome assembly. Lineage: Eukaryota; Bacillariophyta; Bacillariophyceae; Bacillariales; Bacillariaceae.
AAUUCGAAUCCAUGGAAGGACCGCACCAUAGACUAGUGCGCAACAGCAACAGCCACAACAACAAGAGGGCGGUACAAAGACACAACGACACCCCACCGGCCGCGGAUCAAGGGCAAUCUUUGUCGCUCGCAAUGCCGCAUGGCACCCUUGGAAAGAGUUUGACCCGACCCAAGGGCUCCGGGGCCCGGUGGGCGAGAAGAAAACCCGAACCGGAAAGUGGCUGAUCCGCGGGUCUUUUGUCACGGGCGAUGUCUCGAUGUGCCGCACCGGCGACACCUACCACCCGAUGUAGUGAUCCGACCGCCUCGGGCUUUUCUUUGGUGGCACUUCUCUCGCUGCAAGGUCGAUGAAUCCGAAAAAAAUACCCCGGCACGGGACACUCCAUCCGAUUGAAACGCACUUUCUUUGUGGCCAGGAUCGCAACCAGUAUCGCGGCAUGUGUUGGCAAUAAACACCGUAGGAAAAUCCCAGAACACCCACGCCGAGUGGCGGCACCACACGAAACGGUUUUGGUGUUUCGGGCGCAUGCGGUGGCAGGGCUUUCGCAACGAUUGGUCGUCCGCUGGCGUGGUUCCGACCCCUGUCCAGAGCGCGCUUGGUUCGGAAUUUCGGUCUUUUUUCGGCGAUCUUCGGGAGCAAGAGGUGGCGUGGAGUCUUUACGGAACAAAGAGGUCGGAACCGCCAAGCUACGGGCCAGACAAAAUUCGAAACACCACUACCGGUUCCCGGGUUUGUAGUCGCUAGCUCGCAGUGAAACUCGUACGGUAGAUUGUGGGUUGAUUCCUUUAUCGUAGCACAUAGUAUGCUCUGAUCUAGGUGUGAAAAGCAACGAAAGUAUUGGUAGUCGACAAGGUUUUUCAAAAUUUGGUUUCGUUACUACUGCUUGCGAUCUUUUUAUCUUCAAAUGUUGUCUAAUGUUGACUUGAUAAAAUGUCUUUUAUGUAGAAACUUGUACAAUACUACUAUGUAUAAAACUAAUGUGUGCGAAGAAGGAAUCGCUAAAUCUCGCAUCUUCCGAUUGUUGUGUGAGUAAGUGUCGAGCUCGUUUAUCUCCCUUGGGCAAUGCCCUCGGGACACGUGCACUGGAUCUCGAAGGUGUACUCCACAAUUCCGUAGUUCCCGUUCUCGUAUUCCUGUGGGGCUCUGCAGCACUUGUCGAUCGCCACCUCGUCGCUGUGCAGUCCCAAAACGGUUUCGUCCUUCUUCGAGGCGAAGUAGAUGCUGACGAGGGCAAAGGGGUCGACGUUCGGGUACUCGUGGCAGCCCACCUCGAUCUCGGGCGCCUCGGUGUUGCAGCCGGGGGUAAAGGGCAUGCUCUCGCACACGGGGUCCAUGAAGUGCUUGCCGACCUUCUUCACGUGCUUGACGUAGAUGUCGGUGAAGUUGGCGAAGGGGCUGUCUACCUUAAACUUGACGGUCUUGGCCGAGGACAUAUCCUUGGGAUCCUCGAUGAUGAUGUCGUACAGGAUGGGUUCGUUCUCGGGGAUGGGGGCGGACGACUUGAGUAGCUUCACAACACCGUCCGGUCGGGAUGGACAGGCGGUUGUGCUGGUCAGGGGCUUGAUCGUUUCGUCGCAUGCCGGGGGAUGGACGACCUCGCAGAUCUGGUCCAGGUCGUUCUUGUCCGGCAAUGGGAGCGGACCGGAAGCGGGAUCGAACUCAUAGUUGUGCAACUCGGCGUAUCCGUCGAUGGUGAGAGACCCACCGACGAUCAUGCGACCGGAGUGGCCGUCGGCCUUGAAUAUGAGGUCGCCCCGGGGCAUAAUGAUCGAACCUUGGAACUCAUAGUAUCCAUCCAUCGUGAUGGUUCUGCGGGUGGGGAAGACCCAAGCAAUACUGGAGGUCAGCGACGAGGGGAAGGUGUCCUUGCCGCAGAUGGGAGCGUCGGUCGUCAUGGCGUCGGCCGGAUGGAAGCACAUGGCGGGGACGUUGAAGUCACCGCUUCCUUUGACGAUGAUCAUGAUGGUCUUCCCGAUCAAUCCCUUCGAAAACACGACGCCUAUAACAUCGGAAGAAAUCGGAUCGAUCUUGAAGAUCUGGACGGGAUUGUGGUCGGGUCCCGCAUCGAAGGUCAACACAUCGCCCUCAACGGUAGCUACACCGUUUGCGGGGAGGCCGGACCAAUAGUUGGUCUUUUGCUUCAGCAGGGUGAGUUCCUUUCUCCACCGAGAUAAAUCCAGCUCGGGGUCCCUCUUGAAGUCGCCGUGCGUGUGCACAUGGUUUUCUUCAAGGACGGUCAUGUUGGUUCCGCACUCGACUCCGUUGAGGGUGCAGCCUCUUCCGUAGAGAAGAUGGCAGGAUCUGUGGCUGUUGUCGAACUCGUACAUGAUCAUCUUGGAUUCGGCAAACGAUGCAUCGAUCUCGAGAUCUCUUCCGACCUCGAUGCACACGGUGUUCUCGAAGGGCUGGAUGAGGGAUCCGUGGAUGGUCGCAGCCAAUCGGCCGCACGCCCCCUCGUCCAGCUUCGCGUCCUUCAUGAAGACACCACGGCCCUCGAAUCCAGCCCCGCUCUUGCAAUGGAAAUUGCCACCGACCAAAACGGACAGGGAAUUGUCGUGCCCGACCGUGAAGCCGCCGUCUCCGUAGAUCGCAUUGAUCUGUGGGUAGGCCAGGGAAUAGGAACCCUUUCCAGUUGACGCGGAAAGCCCGGCACCGAGGUUGGCGCAAUCUCCGUAGUCGGUUUCGACAUCGGGAAAUUCCAGCAGGUUUUCCUCCUCUUCGCCGCUGUUCUUGGUGAGUUCGUCGAUCACCUCGAUCUCUCGAUCGAUCUCGGGGUUGCCGGCGCAGGCCUCCAUCUGGCAGGCAAUCAUCUGAUCGGAAUCCUUGCACUGCUCGAUGACAGCGUCGGGAUCGGGGCAUGCAUAGACAUCGAAAGCCUCAAAGACCUGUUCCUCGCACUUGUAGUCCUCGAAGGUAAGGCCCUCUUCGUAGGCUAGGAACGAUUGGUCUUGCGUAACGCACCAGUUCUCGACGCAGUAUUUGAAAGAUGCCUCGAUGCGGUCGUGGUCGGGGAUCACGAGGGUUUGUCCGUCGGGAGCCAUCCAGUCGUCCCUGGUGUCCUUCGUGGGGGUUCCCAGGAGACCCAGCGACGAUUCGAUGAAUUCUCCUUCCUCCUCGCGCGGCAGGCAGAUGAAGUAGGAAAGGAUGCAGGACCAUUCCGUGAAGGGACCGCUGCCCUCGAUCCAGACGAUAUGGGAGGAGUAAUACUUCUGGCCGUUUUCGUCGAUGCCGGCAAGGUGCUUGAAGUUGAUCUGGCUCCAGUCUGCAAUAAUCUGAGCACUGUAGU